This is a messenger RNA of Coffea arabica (coffee), 1105 nucleotides long. The record is from RefSeq and is a predicted model, not a curated record. Lineage: Eukaryota; Viridiplantae; Streptophyta; Magnoliopsida; Gentianales; Rubiaceae.
GACUGGAUAAACCCCAAUCCAAUUUUGGCAAAAACUCUUUGGGGUUUUUAGGAAUCUCUCUGCUGAUCCCUCAGAGGAUUUUUCUCUCAAACCCUUAUGUUCGGAGCCCCUUGUGCCUCUAGCCUCAUUGUCAAAACCUAGGCUUUGUUGCUCUCUUUUGGCAUUUGGGCUUUGGGGUUGGAGAUGGAGGUCUUGUGCUCUAGUAGUGUUGGCAUGGAAAGCCUUCUGAGCUCUGCAAUGGUGGCUUUGUUGGCUGAGAUUUCAACUUCGGUUGUAAAGUCUCUGUCUUGCCUGCUUUUAGUGGUAGGAUCCAGGACAAAUGGAAUUACCAUCGAGUUCCCUAGGGAGCCAAGGCAAAUGGAGAGCCUGACCCUGAGACCAAGGAUGCCAGUGAAAGUGAGGAUGAUGGCGAAGACAAUGAUGGCGAUGAGGAGGAUGAUGGCGGUGAGGAUGAGGAAGACUUUUCUGGUGAAGAGGAGGAUGAUGAGGAUGACAAAGAUUCUGAGGAUGAGCCGGAGGCCAAUGGUGAUGGUGGAAGUGGGGAUGAUGACGAUGAGGAUGAUGACAAUGACGAUGAAGAUGGAGAUGGAGAGGAAGAGGACGAUGAGGAAGGAGAGGAUGAAGAGACUCCCCAGCCACCUUCUAAAAAAAGGAAAUGAUCUUGAAGGGUUUGCACUUGUUUUGCCUUUGCUACAAUGGCUCGGGAAGGUGGAGCUUAGAUUAAGGGUUAGGGUUACAGUUUAGGUGGUGUUGAUGCGAACAUAGGAUUCAUGGUUCAUGUUAAAGUCAUUAAAGUGGUUGAUUAAUUCAAGUCCAGAAUUAAUCAACCGCUUUAAUGACUUGAACAUGAGCCAUGGAUCCUAUGUUCGCAUCAGGUGUGUUUUUCAGUGAGUAGAAAAAUUGCAGAAUUUUGUUGUGCUUGAUAAACUAUAAUCACAAUCAUUUUCUUCUUCUAGGUUUAGCUUAACGAGAUCUAAUUAUGAACUAGAUGCUGACACCAGAGGCAAGAGCAAUGCUAUAAGUUCUCACUUCUUCAGGUGCCUUGCUUAUGGGCAAUGCUAUUUGGUACCAACAAUGCAACAAACGAAACAUGCAAUUUAGCCAA